UAGUCCUCCACCCGAACAUGCGAACCUGGAAGCCCGAAUUUUCAAUUUCGAAUUUGUUUUAUUAUCUCUUUCAUAUUAUGUAAAACUUAAUGAAUUUUUGAUUAACAAGCUUAACAGUUUCAAAGAGAGCACUAGCAACACAGUAUGUAAUAAAACAUUUUUAUCUCCAGUGCAUGAGACUGCCUAUCAAAAAUUCUCAAGAGUUGCUGUUUUUAAAUAUCUUGUAAUUUUGCUGUUGAAUUGAUUUUAUGUGGCAUAAGCACCAAGCAUGGGAUAUUAAAUAAAUAAAUGAAGUUAACAUACAAACUGUUAAUAAUAAAAAGGCAAAGAAAACUGAAUAUUGAUAUGAUGAACUGAGAAAUGACUGAAAAAAACAGAAAAACUAUAUGCCGACAUUUAAUAAUGUUAAUGCAUUGGGAGUUCUAAACCUAUAAUGCUAUGCUGCUUUUAAAAUUUUAGUAAUUUUGCUGUUAAAUUGUAUGGCAUAAGUGCAAAAAAAUUAUACUAAAAAAAAUGUAUAUCUAAAAAAAAAAUAGUAGGAGAGAGUAUAGAAGCAGACUGUUAGACUGCGAGUUCAGUGAGAGCAUAAAAAGUCGUAACAAAUAAAUCCUCUUGGACAACCAUUAAGAUCUUAUAUUUUUCAGAUUUGUUUUUUCUUCUGUGUAUGUGCACAUGCGGGAGAGACAGAGAGUUUUCAUAUUUUCGUUUAAAGCUUAUAUGAUAUCACAUCAGUGCAAAUGGUCAUGAAGAGUCAACAUAAACAUUCAUUAAAUCAUAAAGUCAUUAAAUCACCUACCCACUGCAACAAAAAAAAAAAAAAAAAAAAAAAAAAAAUCCUAUGACCUCCAAAAAAAUUAAUCCUGUUGUAAUCAUAAAAAUUUUAUAACAUAUAGUAAUAAAAAUUUUCUUUAGAAUCAUCAUGAACUGGAUAUGUUUUCUUCCAUAAAUUAUUUACCUUUAAAGCCUUCUAAGUAUUUUUUUUUAACUUAGUACUAAUUGCAAUUUUUAUAAAGUCUUUAAUAAAUUAAUAUUCACUGUUUGUUAAUAAUGGCAAUGAAAGUGUUACUUCAUUAUUCAUAAAUCACUUAUAUGUGCCUAAAAUUAUUCUAAAUUUAUUUUAAAUUUAUUUUUUAGAAUGUUGUAUUACAAAUAAUAAUAAUUGUAUAAAUGCAUUUAUUCCACAGUAAAUUCUUUUGCAAGUAUUUAAAGUCUUCCCUGUCCAUGUGAAAUAAAACUUGGAAUAUUAACUUUAUUUUACAACGAACUCUGAUUGCAUUUAUUUUAAUGUAGCUUUAGGUUACUUUUAAAGGAUGUAUUAGUAAACAUGUCCUUUCCUGUGGUGGUCCCUGAUGGUGCAUCUGAUAGAUAAAUAAUUUUUUUAUCAUAGAAAAUGCUGUUUAGCUGAAAAUAAUGCCAUAAGAAGGGCUGAUGUUCAUUAAUCUCUGUUAUUGGUAGUCAUUUACUUUUAUCACUAUUGGAAUAAAAUUUGAAUUCAUUAACAAAUAGGUUGGCAUCCUAUUUGUCUGGCAGAAAAUGGCUUUUCCUGAAUGUUAAGAAUACUAUUAUCAGCCAUAGUGAAUAGUAUUCAUAUACUUGAUCUUUAUUAUAUUUUUAUGAAUGCAUAAUUAAUGCAGAUGACUCAUAAUGAGCAAAUUAUAAUUUAAGGAGCUGUGAAAAUCUUGCUAAUAGUCUUGCUGUUGUUAAGCAGAAUUAUUGAUUAGGGAAAAGUCUUUGUGAAUAGAGCAGCUAAUUGCUUACAGUAAGUGAAAAAAUAAUUGCCAGCAAACUUUGUUCUCUAGUUCUGAUAAUGCAUAACAUUCUGUUUUAGGUACUAAAUUUAUGCAGAAAAUUUGAAAUUUCAAGAGAGUCGAGUAUAAGUCUUAUAAUAAAGUGGUUACCAAAAUCUUCCUUCUGCUUACCAUUCUUGAAGAUGAAAUAGAUAACUUUAUAUGGUGGAAGAAAGAAAAUAACAGCUUUUAUUCUAAUGAUGAUACUACUUUUAAUAUAUUUAUAAUAACUGAUACAGAUGUUUAUGAUUUCAUUAAUUUUUAAUAAUUGGAUUGCAAUUUACACAGUGUUCUAUCAUUUAUGUUUUAAAGUAGGGAUAAGUGAUGGAGCAGAAUGUUGUAGAAUUUAUAAGUAAAAUAAUGCUACAUGUGUGAAUUAUGUUCAUCUUUGUUAACUUUGUGGCAAAAUAGAUUAUUUAAAUUAUUUUCUUUAUGAUUUCACUUUUCGGACCAAAACGAAAGGUAUCUAUGUAACAUAAUAUUUCUUUGUUUUUCUUUCCCUUUAUAUUGAAGCUUUCUUGUAUUUUUAAGAUGUAACAGUAAUUGAAUCCUUUCUCAUUACCUCUUACUUCUCACUUUAUAAUUAGGACUGGCUUAGAUAUUGCUCUGUAUAGCUGAGAUAUUGCAGUUACUAUUAUUUAUGUUAAUUGCAUGAAGGAUUUUUUUUGGGGGGGGGGAACUUUUUAUGGUUUUGUACAAAAUUUCUAAAGUAGAAAUGUUUGCAUUUGCUUUCUAUAAAUCUGAAUUAAAUAUUACAUAUAAAAUAGUUUUUAAUAGCUCUGUUCAUUUUGAAUAAAUAUUAAUUAUUUUUCCGAAAUAUUAUACAUCGUAGUUUGUCAUUAUAUUGUUUUAAACAUUUAUACAAUGCAGCAUUUUGCAUGUAUUGCAUUGUUUACCACAGAACAACAUGUUGCAGAAUCUUUUAAAUGCUGUUUAAUGUUAAAAAUAUUUUUGAAGGUAUAAAAUAAGAAAGUUUUUUAAAUUAAAAGAAGGGUUAUUUUAGAAAUAGCAUAUUUUUUAAAUAUGAUUAAUCUUAGAACUGCAAUGAAGAGAUAACAGUGGAUUAAUUAAUAAAUGUAUCUUUUACAUCAUAUGUAUUUCUAUCAUUGAAAAUUAUAAGUUUAAAUGGUUAAAAUGUGACAAAAAAUGUGUAAUAAUUUUGUAGCUUAAGUGCAAUGGUUAAGUAUUAAAAAAUCAGUUAUGUAUUGACACUUAAUUUUUUCAGGCAAAUGCAUUUAAAAUAUGAUUCAUAGUUAUGAAGACUUUGCCUGAAGAUCUUAUGAAAAUUAAAAUUUUUUGUCGUAGUUGAUUUAUAAUAUUUUACAAAUUUAUGCAAGUGUUUCGUUUUCCAGUACUAACUGCUGUGACUAAAACAAGGACAACAGGUAUUCUCAUACCAUAUUGUUUUUGAUGAAUGCAGCUACAUCAAAAUGUAUAGUAUGAUAAAGAUAUUUUAGUUGAAUUUCCUAUUGUAAUCAUUAUCUAUAUUAAAAUGGAAAAAAAAAAGCUUAUUAAAUAAAUAAUUUUAGGCCUCUAUUUUUAAUGAUGUUAAUGAAAUUUCAAAUACAGAAUUGGAUUUUGUUUGUCAUUAAGUAAAAGUUUUAAAGUUAGUGUAUAAAGAGACUGUAUUUAUUUAUUUGAUUUAUUGCAUUAAAUGCUAUCCCUUCCCUCUGAUGUAAAUAAUUGAAAUAUGUUGUCAAAUGUAGUCUUUUAUCAGUAUCAGUUUUAUUUUAUUUAUUUCAUAAUGUUUGAAAGAUUGCUUGAUUUUAUUUUUACUAUUCUCUUUCAGUAGUAAGAUGUUAAAAGUUCUUUUUAAAACUUUCAUUCCAAGAAAGUUUAAAAAUCAUGCUGAAAUAUCUGUAUUUUUAUAAACUGAACUAAUUUAAAAUAUAUAUCUUUUUAUUAUAGUAAAUGAACAUCAAGAUGUACUUUCUUCCAAGUUUGAUUGUUGGAAUGUUGAUUAUUCUUGCUCAGUAUGUUCCUAUUCAUCACGGUAUAAAUGGAAUUUGCAGAAGCACAUGGUUUUCUGGUAGAAAAGGAAUCUGCAGAGAAUGAAGACAUAAACUGUAUGUUUUUGAAUUAUCUUUCUGCUGAAAGGGAUUCAUUUUUCCUUCCACAAACCACAUUUAUUGAACUUCUAAAAGAAAGAAAUAAUCUUAAAAUGAUGUAUGGUGAAAGAAUAUCCUUCUCCUACUCUAAUAAGACUUUUCUAUCAUCUGAUGAUCAUCAUCUGCUGCAGCAAGUUCAGCAUCCUGGUAGUCAUGCGUAUACCUGUCAAGUGUGCCAGAAAAUCUUUAGUCUGAAAGGAAAUUUGCACAGACAUUUAAAAAUCCAUACUGGAGAACGUGCAUUUUCAUGCACUGUAUGUAGUAAAGGCUUUAUAAGGGAGGAUAACCUCAGAACUCAUAUGAGAUUUCAUGAAGGAAAACGUCCAUAUGUGUGUAGUAUAUGUAAUAAAAGUUUUACUUUGAAACAGGGUUUAAAAAUGCAUUUAAUUAUACACUCAAAAUAGCACCAUCAUGAAUAUGGUUGUUUCUGUUUACCAUUUUGGUCAAGUAAGAUUUUACUGUAAUUAUAAGUUGUGAAUAACUGGCAUGCUCUGUUAAAGUAAAGCAGAGUAGGAAUUUCAGAAGUCAACUGUGAAAUAUAUUUCUUUUUAAUAGUAAAAGUGUAUUGAUAGUGGUAACAAAUAAAAAAGCAAAAUAAUUACAUUUUAUGCCAGGUAGAUAAAAAAAAAUGAUUAAAAUAAAAUCAGAAAAUUUUCAUCAUUUUGAAUCCUAAAAUAUUUCUGUAAACACAAAAUUUCUAAUGCAAUUUCUUCUGUCUACAUAGCAGCCUGACUAUUCAAAAUUCACUGAACAUUCAUUUUGAAUAGUUUGCUUUUGAAGUGAUUAUUUUCUUAUAUGAAAGCUGUAUACGAAGAUGCAGUUGAUAUUUGAUUAUUAUAAUAGUUCAGCAUGAAAGUUGAUUUUUCAGUAUUUUGAAAUAUUUGAUAAGAAAAUUGUUUUGGAAUAAAAGUUUUACUUUUUUUUAACCCCAACCCUUCUAAUUAUUAGAUGGUUUUGAUAAUGAGUAAUCUUUUUAUAUCUAUUUUCUGAAAUGUGUGUAUUUUCUUUCCUGGCAAAAACAUAAGUUUAUUGAGUUCCCGUGUGUGCUUUUUGGUGAUUUAUCUAUAAAUCUUAAUGGCCAUAGAAUUAAGGACUUGUUAAACCUACAACCAGAUCUUAUUUCGUUUCUUAAUAUUAAAAUGUAUUGACUAGUUUUCUAAAAAAAAUUAAAAAAAAAAAUGCAAAAUGAAAUUUGUGUUUUGGAAUAUUAUAUCACUGUAAAAUGCUCAUUAAUUAGAAAAUUGCA
Stegodyphus dumicola is the source of this 5141-nucleotide messenger RNA. RefSeq lists its product as uncharacterized. Gene Ontology annotation, molecular function: RNA polymerase II cis-regulatory region sequence-specific DNA binding; DNA-binding transcription factor activity, RNA polymerase II-specific. The record is from RefSeq and is a predicted model, not a curated record. Lineage: Eukaryota; Metazoa; Arthropoda; Arachnida; Araneae; Eresidae. Gene Ontology annotation, biological process: regulation of transcription by RNA polymerase II.